This is a messenger RNA of Eimeria mitis, 1821 nucleotides long. Its product is annotated as kinesin motor domain-containing protein, putative. Lineage: Eukaryota; Apicomplexa; Conoidasida; Eucoccidiorida; Eimeriidae. Gene Ontology annotation, biological process: microtubule-based movement. Gene Ontology annotation, molecular function: microtubule binding; microtubule motor activity; ATP binding. Bases 1 to 1821 code for a protein of 606 amino acids. The transcript has 13 exons. The record is from RefSeq and is a predicted model, not a curated record.
AUGCAACAUGUCCCGAAAGACGGCAAACUGCUCCAACCACAGGCUCGAGAUCUGCUUUCAAAGACCCACACCGCAAAGCUGAACCUGAGGGACAAUCCCGAAAGCGGCGUUUUUGCUGAAGGCCUCAGUGCUUUUGCGGUGAAGUCCGCUGAAGAACUGGCGAAGCUCCUGGCAACGGGACAGCGCAACCGAAAGGUGGGCGCCACAUUAAUGAACGCUGUCUCAAGCAGGUCCCACUCCAUCUUCACGCUAGCAGUUGAGAGCGCAGACAAAGAAGGGCGCGUGCGCAUGGGGAAGUUGAAUCUUGUGGAUCUUGCCGGCUCAGAAAGGCAGAGUAAAGCUGGAUCUGUAGGCGAACGGUUUAGGGAAGCUAUGAAGAUCAAUUUAUCUCUGAGCGCCUUGGGAAAUGUUAUUUCCGCCUUGGCGGAACAGUCGCCCUUCAUUCCGUACCGCGAUUCGAAACUGACACGGAUCCUACAGGCCUCAUUAGGCGGGAACACGAGGACUGCCAUGGUGGCCAACGUCGGACCUGCAUGCGUCCACUACGACGAGACUCUGAGCACGCUCCGAUAUGCACAGCGAACAAAGCACAUUAAGAAUGCCCCGCAUGUUAACGAAGAUCCGAAGCAGGCAGUGAUUUUGGCGUUCCAGGAAGAAAUCGCUCGGCUGAAGCAGCAGCUCCAAGCGGCGGAGGGUGCGUCUCCCAAAACUUCCCAGUGUAUUGCCCUGUUUAGUAAAAGCCAGGCUGCUAACGUCAGUUCACUUAAUACUUGCAACCAGGACAGCUUUAGUGGAUACGAGAAGGCUAUCGAAAUGGCACGAAGAAAGGCAGAAGAAGACCUGAAGGCGAAGGAGGUCGAGGUGGCAAUGUAUGAACAGCACAAGGCUGAGCUGGCGAUCCGCCUGCAAAACAUGGAGGCGCAACUUUUGCGAGGUAAUGCGGAAGUUUCCAAAGCCAAACAGCAGCAGCGGGAGUUGAAGAGGACGCAGCUUCGAUUAGAAGAACAGAAGAAGAUGGAGGAGCAGCUCCGUAGAGAGCGAGAUCAAGGCACAGAAGCCCGGCUACUGCUUGAAAGCCUGGUGACCUCCAAAGACAAGGAACUGAGCCACUUGUCCAGCAAAGUGCAAGAGCUUUGCAGACGCUAUACUGAAGUCGUUGAUGACAUUGAAGACCUGCAAAAGGAGUUUCAAGCCGAGAGAGAGUCUCUCCUGCACGAUAUACGGUCAAUGGAGCUCGAGAUGCGCUUGCAACAAGCCAUAAUAGAUCGUUUCAUUCCUCCUGAGGAGGCAACCCGAAUCCGCACGGUCGCUUCCUGGGACGAGGUUCAAGGCGAGUGGAUAAUACCAAAUUCGGAGCUCACGGGAAACGGAAUGGACUUGUGUAGCAUGUUGUAUCCAACGAUGUUACAAUUAGGUUCAUUCAUGGAGCUGCCUCUCGCGCACUUUCAACGAAACGACGGCCUAAAGGGGGAAGCAGCAGUAGCAGCCAUGGAACUUCCGUGCGGGAUGCUUGGCGUGAACAGGAUGCGGGCUGACUCUGUAGCGGAGACGCCAUUUUCUGUCGCUCGAGAAAGCUGUCCAAUAUCUGGUCGCUCCCAUUCCGAUUCCCGUGCGGCCGACGCCGUUGAGAAAGCACUGGAAUAUGUUAAGAAACGAUACUUCAAGGAAUACCCAUGUCUUCCUCAGAGCCCCGAUGUAGAGGUGGUAGGACAGCAAGCAGGAGCAGCGUUCCACUCCCGAAUGCUUCCUUCGUCUCGCCACGCGAGCGCUGUAGGAUCGCGUGCUGUGUUGGCGCACCAACCAGGCGAGUCCCCUCUCUGA